AUGCGUCUUUAUUGCCGCUAUUUUAGGCCAAGAAUACUCUAUUUACCCCAGGCCUUGGGGCCGCCAACCAUCUAUUCAACUCCUACCUUCGACCAAGAGGCUGGACCACCAAAUCACCAGAUCAUCGCCGAAUAUGAAGAGCGACUGGCGCCAAGUCAGGUGCACAAACUUCCGGCGAGCCUGCCGACUUUGUUUCAGCCUAACGCAAAUAAUUCCAACCAGCUCAACUUUGUCGAGGCGAACGAGCUCAGCAGUUUCUGCCUUUGUGGGGCGACUGAUCGAGUGUGCAGCUUAACUCAGCCUCCUCUAGUCCAGCGGAUUCCAGACCCCUAG
Protopolystoma xenopodis is the source of this 333-nucleotide messenger RNA. The record is from the annotation of a GenBank genome assembly. NCBI's taxonomy places the organism in Eukaryota, Metazoa, Platyhelminthes, Monogenea, Polystomatidea, Polystomatidae.